Messenger RNA from Hydractinia symbiolongicarpus, 6269 nucleotides. RefSeq lists its product as uncharacterized. The transcript has 7 exons. NCBI's taxonomy places the organism in Eukaryota, Metazoa, Cnidaria, Hydrozoa, Anthoathecata, Hydractiniidae. Gene Ontology annotation, molecular function: protein binding. Bases 76 to 699 code for a protein of 207 amino acids. The record is from RefSeq and is a predicted model, not a curated record.
AACCAACGCAAGAAAACGAAAGUAGGCCAAAGCAGGCAGACAUACGCAACAUGUCAGUGAAUAUGGUCUAAAAGGAUGGUUGGAAAAAAAGCAAAUCAGACUGUCAAAAAAGAAAAAAAGAGAUUGACAAAGACAUUCAAACCUUCUGUUCUGAAGAUAGAGCCGAUUGACGGAGCUGAAAAUACACUAAAGAUUGUUUUAACACCAUCAGAAAAUUCUAAAGAUGUGUGUAUUGAAAUUCAUUUUCAUUAUGCCAGUAAUUAUCCAGAGAAUCCUUUAGCAUUUAACAUUUCACAUAAGAUAGGAUUGCCUACAGAUCGUUUGCGAGAGUUGGAACAUGAGCUGCAUGAAAAAGCCAAAUCAUUAUAUGGCCAGGAAAUGUUACAAGUGCUGGUUGAGCAUAUAUUUUCCUUAUUGCAAAAAUGGGAUAUUCCAAAUACACAUUCAAAUCUUACCACUGUUACUGAACAACAUCAAAGGACAUGGAGAAACAGCAGAUCCCAUAGUGAAGGAAACAAAAAUGAAUCUGUUGAUAUCGAAGAAGAACUUGGUGAAUACUUGAUCAAACGUGUAAUGAAAAUUACUGAUGAAGAGACUUGGAAGAACUUCAAGGAAACAUCUAAAUUGCUAAAAAGUUUUACAUUAUGCAAGGAAGUUGGUGAUGGUGGACAAGGAAAAGUUUUUUUGGUAAUUUCUUGAGAUUUAGGAUUUAUUGUGGCUUUUCAGGUCUUUUAUUUUUACUCUUUUUCUUUCUUACAAAAAAAUUAAAGGUAGACUUUUAAAAUUUUUGUCUAUUUCUUGAAGUUUAUUCAUUUUAUGGAUAAGUUCUUUUUGAUUUAUCACACAACAAUGUGUAUCUUUUAAAGUGUUUUUUGAUUUAAGGUUAAUCUGGAACAUAUGGCUGUAUUAAAUAAUAAUAAUAAUGAGGUUUUUAAAUAAACAACCCCCCUGGUUUGUAAAAGUUGCGGAAAGAUUAAAGAGAAUUUGGUAGCCAUAUUGCUCACAAACAGACAGACAGAAUACAGCUGUUAUUAAAGAGACUUGAGCAUUGCUGCAUGGCCCUCUAAAAUUAUAAAAACACAACUAUAUGAAGCUUAAACAUUACCGUCUUUUUAAAAUAACGGAUACCAGCCAUAUGAUGCGUAGUGAUAAUUGUAUUUUCUUUGUGAUUUUAAAAAGGCAGUGUAUAAUGCUUAUAAGGAAGUUGCCUUAUUUUAUUCGGGUAUAAUGAAAACACAGCCACCUAAAACGUAAUUGCUGUGUUUCAUUUGAAAAACAUUGUGUUUGGGAUGUAACAUAUUUUUUUAAAAAAACUAAACCUCUGUUUAGCUGACACAUUUUUGGUGACGCAUUUUAUUUAGAACCGGAGAUAUCCUAAAACGCUGCAAAAUGUUAAACCAAACUAGAAUAAUAUCCAUAGGUGUAUAUAGGGUUCAGGUUAAGUUAUAAAAACAAUAAUUAUUUCCUAUCGACGGGGUUAGCAAAGUCGAUUUCCUGACCUACAACAUGGCAAUGUGUAAUACCCAGGUUAUUUGUGACGUGCCUACAAUAUAGAUACAGUAGUUCACAAAAAAAAUUGUCGCUACACUCCCCCUAGUGUCAUUUAAUACUGGAGAGUAACCUUUGAGGCGAAGCAGUGUAAAUAUUAUAUGCUAAUCUCUAUAUAAACAUUGAUCAUGGUUUUUGGUCUAAAAUUGCCAGAGUAAACAUAUUUUGUGGAGGUUGUAGCUAGAACAAGCUAUGUGAUUGGACGUUCCUAAUCAAAGUAGAAUAAUCUCACUCACUGUGUAGUAUGUAGCUAGCUAGCUGAAAUGGAAUAAUGGCGGCGAAGAGAUCGCACGCGUUUUUUCUAGCUGGUUUGAUUGUUGAUAUUUAUUGUUGUUUUUGUGUAUUCAAACCAAGAUUUGUGAAACCAGAUGGAAUAAGUUUAACACUUUAUGUUCACGACUACUACGACGAGAUUGGAGAAACGUUUACUUUCAGUUCAAUCCAUGUUUAUACACAAAAACCUCGACCAACAGUAAGUUGUACAAGACGCAAAAGUUUGUUUAUAGUUUUACUACUCUUGUGUGGUGACAUAGAAGCAUGUCCUGGACUGGAAAGCCUUGGUGAAUUUUGUGGUGAUUAAGGUCUGAAAUGUGUUCAUCAAAAUAUUUGUGGGUUACUUUCAAACUUUGCCCAUUUGGAAGCGUUAGUACACAAGCAUGAUAUAAAAAUUGACAUUAUAACCUUGUCUAAAACACAUAUUUUGAACAAGGAUUUUAGUGAUGCUCUAGUGAUGCUUUAGUGAUGCUCUUUAUGAACUGUCUGGUUACACUUUGGUUAAAAGAAACAGAACAUCUGGAAAAGGAGGAGGCGUUAUGUCAAAAACAAUAUUAAUUUUAAGCGAAGGCUGGAUUUAGAAAAUUCAACUUUAGAGUCUCUGUGGCUUGAAAUUUUUAUUAAAAAUCGAAAUCAAUUUUAGUAGGGUGUUUCUAUCGCCCUCCAGAGGGUUCAAAGUACUUACCAUCUAAAUAUAACAAAACAUUUGACGAUCAUUUAAAUUGUAUCAAUCAAGAAAAUAAGGAAACUAUACUCAUGGGAGAUUUCAAUGUGGACUAUAAUGUUACAAACGUCAAUAAAGAUUUUAAAUUUACAAUUAAUGUCCAUGGUUUUAAACAACUUAUCAAUAAACCCACGAGAACGUCUGCUACGUCAUCAACAACAAUUAAAUUAUUUUUCACUAAUUGUCCCGACAAUGUUCACUGCACUGACGUAUUCCCUACUUCGCUGAGAGAUCACGAUGAAAUGAAAAUCCGGAAUGGCUAAACGCUUGAAAAUACAUGGCAAGGCUCUACAAGUUGUAGAUCAAGAAAAUCCGAUAAAUUUGGUUGGUGGAAUACAUAGGAUACACAACAUCAAGCAUCCUAUCAAACUCUGAAGUGCCGUAAUUACACUAACUACGUUCUUGAAAAUCUUUUUAAUGGUGUCUCUGAAAUUGACUGGCGCCCUGUAUACGACGCCAGUGAUGUAAAUUCUGCAGUUACGUAUUUUAACUCAAAGCUAAGAGAUGCUUUGAUAAACAUGCCGGUUAGUCAAAAAAAGAGUUCAAUCUUGACCUUGUAAAUGGCUAACUUCAAAAAUAAAAUCUCAAAUGAACAACCGUGACAAACUUCAUCGCAAGGCUCGCAAAUCAAGUAGAACAGAAGAUGCAGAGAAAUAUAAAAAAAUUAAAAAUAAUUGCAACAAUAAUAUGCUAAAAGCAAAGGCUAACCACCAGCAUGAUCUUAUUAACGAAAAUCUGUCAAAUCCAAGAAAGUUUUGGAAUGCAAUAAAAUCAGUAUUCCCAAGCAAACCGAAAAAAGUGUGUCAAAUGUCAAAAGAUAGUGAAAGCAGAAGUAAAGUAAGCAACUUCAGCAACUUUUUAGUACAGCUGUUCACUCCCUUAAAUCCAAGUCAAUUCAAUUUAUGAAUUUUACAUGGAGAUACGUACCACCUUUUCCUUUACGCACAAAUAAAAUCUUCAUGACAGGUUAUAUUUCUAAGAUUUUUGUAGAGAAAGAACUCUGAUCACUCAAACGAAAUAAAGCAACCGGUAUUGACAAGUUACCACCCGGAAUGUUAAAAGACUGCUAUUUUAAUUUCAAAACCUCUGAGUCACAUAAUAAACCUUUCGAUCAACUGUACCAUCGGCCUGGAAAGUUGCGAAGGUUGCAUCUAUAUUUAAAUCUGCAGAUUCUUCUCUUCCCGAAAACUAUCGCCCGAUUUCAAUUUUACCGGUGCUAUCUAACGAACUCAUGAACUAUCUCGAAAAAGAGAAAUUACUGAAUGACUGUAAAUAUGAUUUUUGAAGUAAACGCUCCACGAAACUUGCUUCUAUUUCUACAUUAUUCGUCGCGAAAUUGAUGGCGGUAAGUUAGUUGGAGCAGUUUAUAUAGGUUUAUCGAAAUCCUUUGAUACGAUCGGACACUCAUUAUUAUUAAACAAGCUACGUACGUACGGAAUUAAAGGCAAGGAGCUAGCAUGGUUUAGCGACUACUUAUUUAAUCGAAGACAGUUAGUAGACAUUAACAAUAUUCGAUCUAGCUGCGAGCCAAUUUACUGCGGUGUUCCACAAGGUUCCAUUUUGGGACCACUGCUUUUUAUAAUUUUUUAUGAUGAUUUUGUAGACCAUAUCUCAAAUUCUAAAGUUAUAAUGUACGCAGAUGACACCGUCAUAUACGUUGCUCAUAAAGAUGUUACUAGAAUUGAACAACUUCUCAAUCAAGAUCUUGAGAGACUAUCAGUAUUUCCGUGAAAAUGAGUUAAUUAUAAAUCUAAAAAAAGGGAAAACAGAAGUCAUGUUUUUCGGAAUGUCUAAACGCUUGAAAACACAUGGCAAGGCUCUACAAUUUGUAGAUCAAGAAAAUCCGAUAAAUUUCGUUUAUCAGUAUAAGUAUCUGGGAACAGUAAUCGACAGCAAGUUAAUGCUUAAUGACAAUUUCGAUCGAUCAUAUAAAAGCCUACUGCAAAGAUUACGACCGUACCUUACCGCUGAAGCCGCACACAAUAUUUUCUCGAUGAUGAUUGUACUUUUAAUCAGUUAUAGUAGUGCAUUUAGAAUACCUUUCACAAUUACACAGCUCAACAAAUUAAAAUCUCUUGAGAACCGUGCUAGAUCUUGUCAACCGUAAUAUUUGUGUACUCGUUAAAAAGUGUCUACUAAAUGAACUAACAUCUGAACAUUUUGACAAUUAUUUUGUCAGCCAACAACAUGACAAUAACACACGAAAUAACGGCUGCAUUGUCAGGUAACCUCGGGUCAAACUAGAAAUCGCUCGGCAGAGUUUCUAUUUUGCAGGUGGUAAACUGUAUAAUUCACUGCCACUUGAAAUUCGAAAAAUCGAUAAUAUGUCUCUUUUUAUGAAGGCGCUCAGAGGGUACUUCUCUUAAUAGACGAUACCAGCUUAUUGGGCGAUGUGCACUCUCAGCGGCUAUCUUAGUCACUGUGCCGUUCAGUCUGCUUCAAGUUUAGCUAAGUGGGAUUAAUAUUUUGAACUAUACCUAUGUCUUAAUUAGCUCUCACAUGAAGUCACUUCACACCUUGUCUGCAUACUGUUGCAUUUCUAGUUGAUCAAUAUUUUGUUUGUUUUUAUCGUUUUUACUGUUUUUUACUGCUUUUUUCCAUUUUUAUUUUCAGACAGGACGGACAUUGAUAGCAGUUUUUUUGUAUUUAUGUAUAUAUUUGCAAAUUACUGAAGUCCUCAUCCUGUAUAAAUAUUUUUAAAUAAAUAAAUAAAUAAAUAAAAAUCUAAUCAAAAGAAUCUUUCUAUGCUUGCUAGUAGCUGAGUGUAUGCUACCUAAAGUAGCUAAUUUUAUGCUAGCUAAAUUAGUAGUUUUAUUGUAGCUAAGUAGUUAAUUUUAUGCUAGCUAUGUGGCACUGUUUGCUCUUUUCUGUACUUGGUAAGUCUUUUAGUAGCUACCUUUAUGAUAUCUAAGUUCUAUUAUUAUUUCAGCUGUAAGUCCGUAGUUUUUCGCAAGUUAGGUAGCUUUAGGUGUAAGUGAGAAUGAGAAGGGGUUCAUUACAUGUAAAAAACAGGAUAUUCUAGCUAUACUAACCAUUUCUUUUUUUUUUUAAAAUGCCUUUUCAUCAGUUGCGACCGGAUCGAUAUAGCUUGAUUAACACUCACGUUCUGUAUGAAGCACUAUGUAUCUGAGAUAAGGCCACAUGAUGUUAAUAAAAAAUAACCUAUGAAUUACGUGGCUAAAACUGUAGGAUGACUUGGUCUUAACUGGAAGUCCUCAAUAAGUUAUUUUUUUUUAAAAAAAAACGCACUUCAUCAUCGUUUGGCUUGUUUAAUCAAAAUUUACGGGCAAAUGAUCAGAUUAAACUACUAGGCAGUCCAAAAGGAAUACCAAUGUUAAAAAAUUUAUCCACCCUACUUAUAUUUGAAUAUUAUAAUAAGAAAAGAGGCUUCACUCUGCUCUGCAAUGAGAAAUAAAACGAAAUGAAACGAUAAAACUAAACGGAACAAAAUAUAUUGGUAUAAACAUUAUAUACAUCACACAAGAAGUUCUACGAUAAACAAAUCUUAUGCUUAAUGUAUAUUAUACACAAUUUUAGCUGCAAGAAAAAUGUAACAGUUUUCCUACACAGUGUUAUUUGCAUUUCAACCACUACUACUGAAUUGGGAUUCGUUUUACGUUGUGUAUUGAUCUAUCAGGAACGUUUUUUACCUUAGAAAUGUACUUUUAGUGUUUGUGUCCCAAUUUAGUUGAACUGUCAAGGCUAAAACCUGAAAUUAUGUUUU